AUGGCGCAAUUGCAUCAAGAAGAGCCAGAAGAUACACGAGCUGAACGCAAUGAAGUCAGAAGAUUAGAACAACGACAAUCACGCCGUUUCACAGUCAAUAGACGAAGAACAAAUGACCAACAACGACAACAGGUACAUCGAGCAUUUAUAUCUGAUUCAUUCCUGCGUCUAGCAUUCCAGUAUGAGCCCGAUAUUGAAUAUUAUGCUCAUUCAAAAGUGGUAAUUGGUGCUAUGGACAAGGAAUGUCCGCAUUGUCAUGCUCUGAAAUUCAAAAAUGAGCCAGCUGGGAUGUGUUGCGCGUCAGGAAAAGUGCAACUACCUGAAAUUGAAACACCACCUGAACCAUUGAACGGCUUACUUAUCGGCACGGAUCCAGAUUCUAACGUGUUCCUGAAGUCAAUUCGAAGAUUCAAUUCAUGCUUUCAAAUGACAUCGUUCGGAGCAACAGAAAUAGUUCGAAAUACUAAUGCAAAUGGUCAACAAUUCAAUUCUACAUUCAAAAUCAGAGGCCAAGUUUAUCAUAAAAUGGGCUUACUGCUGCCAAUGCCAAACGAACCACACAAAUUCUUACAAAUCUACUUUAUGGGCGGCGAGGAUUCCGGAAGCGCACUUGCCAAUCGCGUGAAUGCACGUUGUGAUUAUAAUAACCUUGAUUCACUUUAUGCCAGGCGCAUCGUCAGCGAGCUAGAUGCUCUUUUGAACGAGCACAACGAGUUGUUGAAAAUAUUCAAAUCACAUAUGCACCAAUUACAAAGCGAUAAUCACGCUAUCGUCAUUAAUCCUGAUAAAACACCAGCUGGAGAGCAUAUUCGUAGAUUCAAUGCACCCGUUGUUGAUGAUGUUGCUGGAAUCAUGGUUGGCGAUUGUACAGCUGCACGAGAAAUUGUGAUUGGAGCUGAAACAAACAAGAACGUUAGCUCAAAGGAUUAUUAUGUGUACCGAUUAAUGAUUAGACGUGGCCUGGACAACGUCAUUUUACGAUGUCGUGAGCUUUGUCAACAAUUCAUGGUCGACAUGUACGCGAAGAUUGAGAGCGAACGACUACGAUACUUACGAUAUAAUCAACAAAAGCUGCGCGCGGAAGAGUACAUUCAUUUGCGAGACGCUAUCAACAACAACGCCGACGUCGCCGAAAUCGGUAACCAUGUCAUUUUACCAUCAUCGUACGUAGGCAGUCCACGUCAUAUGCAAGAAUAUAUACAGGAUGCUCUGACUUUCGUGCGCGAAUAUGGACGACCAUGUUUAUUUAUCACGUUCACAUGUAAUCCAAAAUGGCCAGAGAUUACAUCUUUGCUACUGCCUGGCCAAAAUGCAAUACAUCGCCAUGACAUUACAGCACGUGUGUUCAGACAAAAGUUGAAGUCUUUAAUAAGUUUCAUUACUAAAUCACAUGUAUUUGGUCCCACACGUUGCUGGAUGUAUUCGGUUGAGUGGCAAAAGCGAGGAUUACCUCAUGCACACAUUUUGGUUUGGUUCAUCGACAAAAUCCGUCCUGAAGAAAUCGAUAGCAUCAUUUCUGCGGAAAUUCCAGAUCCAUCCACUGACCAACUGCUGUUUGAUAUUGUUACAACAAACAUGAUUCAUGGUCCAUGUGGUACUCUUAAUAGUUCAUCGCCUUGCAUGGCUGAUGGAAAAUGUACUAAAAAUUUCCCUAAAGAUUUUACCAAUGAUACGGUCACAAAUGUCGACGGAUACCCAAUAUAUCGUCGAAGAAAUCCUGAAAAUGGCGGACAAUCAUUUAUUAAAAAUAUCAUCAACACAGACAUUGAUAUUGACAAUCGUUGGGUGGUGCCAUAUUCGCCUCUGCUGAGCAAGACAUAUAAUGCUCAUAUUAAUGUUGAGUUCUGCAGUUCUGUGAAGAGCAUCAAAUACAUUUUGAAUAAAAACGAUGAAAUAACGCUCUACAAAAUUGGUCGGUACAUCAGCUCCAAUGAAGCUGCUUGGCGUAUCUUUGGUUUUCCAAUUCAUGAACGGGAUCCAGCAGUUGUUCAGUUAGCCAUCCAUCUUGAAAACGGUCAGCGUGUAUUUUUCACGAACGAGACAGCGAUUGAUCGUGCAAUAAAUCCACCUAAAACUACACUCACUGCAUUUUUUGAAUUGUGUAAUCGUGCGGAUGAUUUUGGUGCCUUUGCACGAACAUUACUCUAUUCACAAGUACCACGCUAUUUCACAUGGACUCAAACAAAAACAUGGAUGCCCCGCAAGCAAGGCUCACCAGUUGCUGCAUGUCUCAAUUUAUUUAAAUCAAACGCCUUGGGGCGAUUAUUUACAGUCAAUCCAAGACACACGGAGUGCUUUUAUCUUCGACUGUUGUUGGUUAAUGUUACUGGCCCAUUAUCAUUUCAAGAUAUACGUAAAGUGAAUGGGCAACAAUAUCCAACGUAUAAAGAUGCAUGCCUUGCACUCGGCUUGCUGGAAGACGACAACCAGUGGGAAUGCAUGCUUGCUGAAGCUGCAUUGAACUGUACAGCAAUACAAAUUCGUCUACUAUUCGCUAUAGUGUUGACUACAUGUUUCCCAGCCCGAGCACAGAUAUUAUGGGAAAAUCACAAAGAUUCAAUGACUGAUGAUAUAUUGCAUCAACAUCGUAUACGGUGCCACGAUCUAACCAUAACAUUCAGCGACGAAAUGUACAAUGAAGCAUUGAUUGCUAUUGAGGAUCUUUGCAUUGUCAUUGCCAACUUACCACUUAGUAAUUUCGGUAUGAAUUCGCCAAAUCGAACUGCAUCUGAUUUAAUGAAUACUGAAAUGAAUCGUGAACUGCAGUACAGUACUGUAGAAAUGGCAGCGAUUGUUGCCCGCAAUGUCCCACUAAUGAAUGAGGAACAAAGAACCAUUUAUGAUCGCAUUAUGCUCGCAGUUUCAGCUGGACAAGGUGAGUUCUUCUUUUUGGAUGCACCGGGUGGAACUGGCAAAACAUUCGUUAUUUCGCUAAUUCUUGCUGAAAUACGAUCAAAUAAUGGCAUCGCAUUGGCCGUUGCAUCAUCGGGCAUUGCAGCAACUUUAUUGGAUGGAGGUAGAACAGCUCAUUCAGUAUUUAAGCUGCCACUAAAUAUUCAGAAUAACCCUGACGCAGUAUGCAACAUUAAGAAACAAUCGUCCAUGGCCACUGUGCUGAAACGGUGUAAAAUUAUUAUUUGGGAUGAAUGUACUAUGGCACACAAACAUUCACUUGAGGCGUUGAACAGGACAUUGAAAGAUAUUAAAAACAGUGACAAACUAUUUGGCGGAACUCUGUUGGUCCUUUCAGGUGAUUUCAGAUAA
Molecule: messenger RNA, 3264 nt
Organism: Zeugodacus cucurbitae (melon fly)
Lineage: Eukaryota; Metazoa; Arthropoda; Insecta; Diptera; Tephritidae
Exons: 3
Coding region: 1-3264 (1087 amino acids)
Biological process (GO): telomere maintenance; DNA repair
Molecular function (GO): DNA helicase activity
Source: RefSeq, a predicted model, not a curated record